AUGCCGGCUAGUUUGAUGGGCUUUGGUUUAUUUCGGUCAUUUGCGCGCCACCUAAGUUUCCCAUUCAGUCCGGUCGAGAAUGUUCUCGUUCAAACAGUAGCUGGCAGUAUGGCUAUCAUGCCACUGGGCUGCGGUUUCGUAGGAGUGCUGCCGGCGAUGAAUUAUCUCCUCACGCCCGAAGAGCAGGGGCCCAUCACACUCGAGGCAUGGAAGCUCAUUGUGUGGUCUCUUGGUCUCUGCUACUUUGGUGUUGUAUUUGCUGUGCCCCUACGACGACAAGUCAUCAUUCGCGAAAGGCUACGUUUUCCAAGUGGCUUCAGCACGGCGGUCCUCAUCGGAGUGCUCCACGGCAAAGACAAGCCGGCGACAUCGUCCGAAGUGGACUCGCCGGCAGCUGGUGGCUUUGCGAGCCUUGUGCCACCUGCUGACGACGAGACUGAUGAUGCUUCAGAGGAUGCUUCAUCCACGACCUGGGUGGAGAACGUGCGCCUGCUCGCGAUAUGCUUCGUCGUAUCAGGGGUCUACACACUCUGUACAUUCUUUUUUCCCUCCAUCCGCAACAUCCCGAUUUUUGGCACCGCUAUAGCUCAGUCGUGGCUAUGGACGCUUAAUCCCAGCCCUGCCUAUAUUGGACAAGGAAUCAUCAUGGGCCCAGAAACAACACUGCAUAUGUUGCUAGGUGCUCUUGUCGGCUGGGGCGUUUUGUCGCCAUUGGCUAAGUCACGGGGCUGGGCCCCGGGCGCGGUCGGCGACUGGGAAACUGGCAGUAAAGGCUGGAUUCUAUGGACUUCUUUGGCCAUUAUGCUCGCAGAUGCUGUGGUCAACCUAGCACACCUGAUCGUUCGGUCGCUGUUCUCCCGCCUUGACACCAAUAAGCCCUCCGUCACGCUACGCAGCAGCUUGCGUAGGGUCUGGUCGUGGGCGAAAGGUAGUCCGCGUCAGUAUUCAAGGAGAUAUUCCGCCCUCCAGUCGGAAGACUACGACGAUAACGAUCCCCUCCCCGGUCAAAACACACCAUCUGAGUCUCCUGGAUCUGGAGACGGUUCCCGGGACCGUCUCAUUCCAGUUGGUGAGGAUGUGGAGGACGCACCGCCAGAUCAACAAGUUGGCGGCAAGACGGUUACAGUCGGUCUUUUCGCGUCAAUUGUACUGUGCGUAGUUGCCGUACGCAUUGUCUUUGGCAAUCUGGUUCCACUCUAUGCCAACGUUGCUGCAGUACUACUAGCACUCGUCCUCAGCAUCAUGGGUGUAAGAGCGCUUGGUGAGACCGAUCUGAAUCCGGUUUCGGGAAUCAGCAAGCUGGCACAGUUGUUCUUCGCCAUAAUCAUCCCACAAUCUCACAAGACCAGUGUUCUGAUCAACCUUGUCGCCGGUGCCGUUUCCGAGGCGGGAGCUUUACAAGCUGGGGAGCUGAUGCAGGACUUGAAGACGGGACACUUGCUAGGUGCGGAACCACAAGCGCAGUUCUACGGUCAGAUCAUUGGGGCCACGGCUGGUGCCGUAGUGAGCGCUUUUGUGUAUCGGCUUUAUACCGCCGUCUACCCAAUUCCCGGUAGCCUGCUGCAGGUGCCGACAGCUUACGUGUGGAUAUUUACAGCAAGAUUGGUGACAGGCGAAGGCCUGCCAAACAUGGCGCGAGAGUGGGCAACUGGCUUCAGUAUUGUCUUUGCAAUUACAACUACAAUCAGGGCUGCUGUUUCGCCUGACAAGGGCUGGAGGCCAUUCAUCCCCGGCGGGAUUGCUGUUGCCGUCGGCAUGUAUAACGUUCCGUCUUUCACGCUCGCGCGAGCUCUGGGUGGUCUACUCAACUGGUACUGGUCCUCUGGUCGGUUCGGCAGUGGACAGGGUCGAUCCAAAACGUCUCUCAUCGUCCUUGCAUCUGGGUUCAUCCUCGGCGAAGGAUUCCUCAGCGUCGUAAAUCUGAUACUGCAAACUCUUAGUACGCCUCCUUCGGGCUGA
Messenger RNA from Verticillium dahliae VdLs.17, 1959 nucleotides. RefSeq names its product oligonucleotide transporter. Gene Ontology annotation, molecular function: oligopeptide transmembrane transporter activity. Gene Ontology annotation, cellular component: fungal-type vacuole membrane. NCBI's taxonomy places the organism in Eukaryota, Fungi, Ascomycota, Sordariomycetes, Glomerellales, Plectosphaerellaceae. The record is from RefSeq and is a predicted model, not a curated record. Bases 1 to 1959 code for a protein of 652 amino acids. The transcript is spliced from 6 exons.